CAACGCGCCACUUUUCCCACCCCACCCGACCCCACUUUGAUCCAUAAUCCUCUCCCUAUCUAUCUCUUUCUCUGCAAACAUAACCAUUUCCUUCCCCUCCAAUUUUCUUCGACGUUAUUCAUGUAUUAUUCCGCAUCCAUGCCUCCAAGAAAGCUUCUUGUUUUCUUGGCAAUAUUUCUUGCUGUUCACUUCGCCUUCUCUGAACCUUCUUUGGCCUCAGCCAACGAUGUCAAUCUCGAUUUCCUUUCUUUCACGCUCCGCAACUUCACUCUCCUUGGUGACUCCUACCUCCGAAAUGGAGUCGUCGGGCUCACCCGAGAGCUCGGCGUGCCCUCUUCCGGCGCCGGCACCGUCAUCUACAACGAACCCAUCACCUUCUUCGAUCCCGAAUCCAAUGUCACGGCCUCUUUCUCCACUAGUUUCUCUUUCUCCAUUCUUAAUGUCAAUCCCAGCUCCUAUGGGGACGGCUUAGCGUUCUUUCUCUCGGCUGAUAACCAGACUCUUGGGAGCCCAGGAGGAUAUUUGGGCCUCGUUAAUUCGUCCCAGUUGACCAAGAACAAGUUCGUGGCAGUUGAACUCGAUACCCGCCUCGACACGCACUUCAAUGACCCGAACGAUAAUCAUGUCGGGUUGGACAUCGAAAGCCUUAAUUCUAUCAAGACCGGGGAUCUACUCUUGCAGGAGAUUGAUCUCAAGAGUGGCCAUUCGAUCACAGCUUGGAUUGAUUACGAUAAUGAUAUAGGAAAGCUUAAUGUUUCUUUAAGUUAUUCGAGCUUUAAGCCCAAGAAGCCGGUGCUGAGUGUUGAUAUUGACCUUAGUGAUUAUCUCAAGGAGGUCAUGUAUGUGGGAUUUUCGGCUUCGACCGAGGGGAGUACCGAGCGUCAUUUGAUUGAGACUUGGAGUUUUACUACUUCCGGUUUUGUUCCGGCGAGGCCAAGGUCACAUCCCCACAAUGUGUCUGAUACCUCGGUGACGGUCACCCCACCCAUUCCUGUUUCGAGUUCCAGUGGUAAACAUCACAGUAGGAUUGGUUUUGGUUUUGGGAUCGCUGGUCUGGCCUUCUUCUUCGUAGUUCUUGCGGUUUUCGGUUUCGUUUCUCUUAGGAAAUUGAGAGGCAUCAGGAAGCAGAUGAGCUUCAAAGCGGAGCUGCUUACAGGGCCAAGAGAAUUUACUUACAAGGAGCUAAAGUCAGCCACAAAGGGGUUUCAUUCCAGCAGGAUAAUUGGCCACGGUGCGUUUGGGACGGUUUACAAAGCAAUCAUCACCUCGUCUAAAAUGGGAACGAUGGCCGCAGUAAAAAGAUCGAAACACUCCAACGAAGGGAAGACUGAAUUUCUCUCAGAACUGUCUAUUAUAGCUAGUUUGAGGCACAAGAAUUUGGUUCAGCUCCAAGGUUGGUGUGUUGCUGAGGGUGAGUUGCUGCUUGUUUAUGACUUCAUGCCCAAUGGGAGCCUUGAUAAGGUGCUGUACCAAGAAUCUGGGCAAGGCACUUUGUUGGAUUGGUCGCAUAGGCUUAACAUUGCGAUCGGGUUGGCUUCUGUUCUGACAUAUUUGCAUCAAGAAUGUGAACAGAAAGUCAUUCACAGAGACAUAAAGACAGGGAAUGUGUUGCUGGAUGGGUGCUUUAACGCGAGGCUGGGUGAUUUUGGAUUGGCAAAACUCAUGGACCAUGACAAGAGCCCUGACUCGACUCUUACUGCUGGAACAAUGGGCUACCUUGCACCUGAGUAUCUUCAGUAUGGGAAAGCAACUGACAAGACAGAUGUUUUUAGCUACGGUGUGGUUAUACUUGAAGUGGCUUGUGGGAGAAGGCCAAUUGAGAGAGAACCAGAAAGUCUCAAAAUGGUGAAUUUGGUUGAUUGGGUGUGGGGAUUGAAUGCAGAAGGAAGGAUAAUUGAAGCAGCUGACUCAAGGUUGAAUGGGGAGUUUGAGGAGGAAGAGAUGAGGAAGCUGUUACUGGUGGGCUUGAGCUGUGCAAACCCGGAUAGCGCAAAGAGGCCUUCAAUGAGGAGAGUCCUACAGAUCCUUAAUAAUGAGGCGGAGCUACUAGCUGUGCCAAAGAGGAAACCUAGUAUCACUUUCUCUUACUGCUUGCCUUUGAGCCUGGAUGACAUUGUUUCAGAAAGUGAAGAAGAGUGCGAGACCCUCACCUCUUUGUGUGAGAUUAAAAUAGACUGAAGGAAGAAUUCAUGUUUUCAGCUUGUGCAGAGCGUAUUGAUUGCUCGAUUAUUUCAUUCUUUUAGUUCUAUUGUAGUGUUAUCAAGUCUCUAAUUCAGAAAAUAGAGGCUGUAGUUUCACUGGCGUGAGUUCAAAACAAUUCCAUUGAACUAUCUGGUCUCUGCUGUAUCCACUGGCAUAAGAAACUUUCUUAAAUGUCUUAAAAAAUGUAUUGGUUCUCUGCCAUAACUCA
Molecule: messenger RNA, 2410 nt
Organism: Carya illinoinensis
Lineage: Eukaryota; Viridiplantae; Streptophyta; Magnoliopsida; Fagales; Juglandaceae
Product: probable L-type lectin-domain containing receptor kinase S.7
Exons: 1
Coding region: 121-2178 (685 amino acids)
Biological process (GO): protein phosphorylation
Cellular component (GO): plasma membrane
Molecular function (GO): protein kinase activity; carbohydrate binding; ATP binding
Source: RefSeq, a predicted model, not a curated record